Molecule: messenger RNA, 1283 nt
Organism: Hevea brasiliensis (rubber tree)
Lineage: Eukaryota; Viridiplantae; Streptophyta; Magnoliopsida; Malpighiales; Euphorbiaceae
Exons: 5
Coding region: 228-1163 (311 amino acids)
Molecular function (GO): hydrolase activity
Source: RefSeq, a predicted model, not a curated record
AUUAUGUUUCUUAGGCUUUUAGCAGGUUUGUGGGGGGCCUUGUGUAUUUAGAUCACGAUUUGGAUCCUUUAUUGUAUUGUUGCCUUUGGGUCAUGUAAUGCAAUUCUCCAUUUGGAGUUUCAAACAAAAGGAGAUUCAACGUAAAUUUUGAAGUUGGUGCAGUGAUGUUCAGCAAAAGCAAAUAAUCGGUCAACUCUCUCUCUCUCUCUCUCUCUCUCUCUCUCUCAAUGGAGGAGAUUCAACAUAAGUUUGUUGGCAUAAGAGGGGUGAAGCUUCAUAUUGCCGAGAUUGGAACAGGAUCUUCAGCAGUGGUUUUCAUACAUGGGUUCCCUGAGAUUUGGUAUUCAUGGAGACACCAAAUGCUUGCAGUUGCGAAUGCUGGAUACCAUGCAAUUGCUCCAGAUUUAAGAGGCUAUGGAUUAUCUGAGCAUCAUCGAGGACCUGAAAAGGCAUCCUUCAAUGACUUUGUGGAGGACACCAUUUGUAUCCUUGAGUAUUUUCAGAUUGAGAAGGCAUUCCUGGUUGGAAAAGAUUUUGGUUCCUGGCCUGUUUAUCUACUCUCCCUUCUCCACCCAACAAGAAUUGCUGGAGUUGUAUCAUUAGGUGUGCCAUUCUUUGUUCCGAGGCCCCAGCGAUACAAGGAACUUCCUGAAGGUUUCUACAUCACUAGGUGGAAGGAACCUGGACGAGCUGAGACUGACUUUGGAAGAUUUGAUGUGAAAACUGUAUGGAGGAAUAUUUACAUACUCUUUUCAAGAAGUGAAAUUCCCAUAGCAGAGAAAGAUAAGGAGAUCAUGGACUUGGUGGAUCCAUCCACUCCUCUACCACCAUGGUUGAGCAAUGAGGAUCUUGCUGUCUAUACAACAUCAUAUGAAAAAUCUGGAUUUGAUUCUCCAAUGCAAGUCCCUUACAAAGGACUGCGAGAAGACUUCGACAUGGAUGACCCAAAAGUUGAGGUUCCAGUGCUGCUAAUCAUGGGAGGGAAAGAUUAUUUCCUUAAAUUCCCAGGGAUUGAGGACUACAUAACAAGUGGAAAAGUAAAGGAUUAUGUUUCUAAUUUAGAUAUGAAGACCUUGCAGGAUGGUACCCAUUUCAUUCAAGAGCAAUUUCCAGACCAGGUGAAUCAGUUAAUCAUCAACUUCCUUGAGAAGCAUUCUUGUUAAAAUAAUUUCUUCUUGCAAGUGAAGAAAUCUUGGGCAUUUGGCUGUUCUGGAAACUACAUUGGAAAUCUAUGUACACUCAAGUUGAUAUCUAUUACUAUAAAAUUACAUUCAUAUUAAUAA